AUGCUCAGCUGGUCAGUCUUCCCCUGGUGCCGCGGGUUUCGAAUCCCAUCCACGGUGGUCCUGACACUAAUCUACAUUGUCUACGUGCUGGCUGGUGGUGCCAUCUUUUGGAAGCUUGAGGGAGAUGUGGCCUUCAAGUACAUCACAGAGAUGGAGUCCAAGAAGGUCGAGGUGCUCAGCAAGUUCACCUGCAUCGACAGGGACUCCAUGAAUGGCCUCGCCCAGGUUAUUAUUCAGUCCUACAAAAAUGGGAUCAGCCUCACGGACAACCUGACCAUUCAGGGCUUCUGGAGGUACAGCAGCUCAGCUGUGUUUGCUGCCACAGUGGCCACAACAAUAGGCUACGGAAACAUGGCCCCCAGCACUCCGGACGGCCAGAUCUUUUGCGUCUUCUUUGCGCUUUUCGGGAUCCCCCUCAACAUGGUGGUGCUGAACAGAAUUGGCAAGUACAUGCUGUCCAUGGAGAAGAAGGUCAGCGCUUCUGUCGGCAGGAAGAUCAACUGCCAGCGCACCUUGCGGGUUGCCAUCGGCUUGCUCUCUUUCCUGGCCGGACUGAGUUUCUUCUUCUGCGUGCCCACCGUGCUCUUCCACGAGUAUGAAGACUGGACCUACCACCAGGCGUUCUAUUACUCCUUCAUCACUCUCAGCACCAUCGGCUUUGGGGAUCUGGUCGCAGGUAUUAACCCCGACGUGACCUAUCCGUCCUGGUACAGAGACUUCAUGGGCUUUUGGAUUUUCUUUGGCUUGGCUUGGCUGGCCCAGGUCAUCAACUUCUGUAUCAACAUGCUGGAAGAUCUGAGCAGCCACCUCAAGCAGAAGCAGGCCGCCUUCCUGGAGAGGAAAGCACUGGAGGAAACCAUACAGGAGCAGCUGCCGUCUGAUCACGAGGACAACAAGGAGGACGCGAAAGACCCCAAAACGUGCACACAGAAGGCCAGCAACACGACGCAGUGAAGCCGUGAAGACACUGAACUGAAUCCCCCCGAUCAUCUCAACCCUCCUCACCUCUCUGGUCUGCGCAUCUGACAGCCUCCAGGGGUCAAGACCACCCACGGACAUCAUCUGGGCAUCCAGACCUCCACCAUCUCACAG
Messenger RNA from Polypterus senegalus (gray bichir), 1092 nucleotides. RefSeq names its product potassium channel subfamily K member 17-like. The transcript is spliced from 6 exons. Gene Ontology annotation, molecular function: potassium ion leak channel activity. Gene Ontology annotation, biological process: stabilization of membrane potential; potassium ion transmembrane transport. Lineage: Eukaryota; Metazoa; Chordata; Cladistia; Polypteriformes; Polypteridae. The record is from RefSeq and is a predicted model, not a curated record. Gene Ontology annotation, cellular component: membrane. The coding region runs from base 1 to 954 and encodes 317 amino acids.